Molecule: messenger RNA, 4782 nt
Organism: Closterium sp. NIES-65
Lineage: Eukaryota; Viridiplantae; Streptophyta; Zygnematophyceae; Desmidiales; Closteriaceae
Source: the annotation of a GenBank genome assembly
AUGCCCGCUGGGGUUAGUGACGCGUUAGUGAAUCCCCGCGGCAGCAGCAUGUCCUCUAUAGCGUACAACUCCCUCCAGCCAACCCUCCUCCUCACCUCAAACUCAUACUGCCAACAACACCACCAGCAGCACUGGCGCCAGCAGCAUGAUAAGCGCGCCAAGGCAGCCGCAGGGGUCUACGCAGCAGCUCUCAUCGGCCGUCACGUGGGGGCGGGGGCUAAUCCGGGAGCCAGUGGCGCCCCCGCGUGGGCGCUGUUCCCGCAUUGGGCAGCGGUGGACGCGGAGCAGCUGAGGCGCGUUCCGCAGGACGUGAUGCCGGAGGACUCGCACUGCUGGCUCAAGUAUGGGGAGAAACGACUUGUCAAGUCGGCUUGCAACAGGUCGUACUUCCGCUGUGCACAGUCCACAUGCCAACCUCUGCCUGUCGGUGAUGCAGCUGCUGCAGCUUGUCACGCUGGGGGUGUUUACUGCAGUCAGAUACCGGAUGCGGGUGUUGCUGCUGCUGCGGCUGGUUUAGUUGGGCCGUCCCCUGAACCGCAAUCCAUUCGUGUGGGUUUCCAUGUGACGCGCGCCUCUCCUGCCCCCCACGCCUCUCCCUCCUCUCACGUGUCUGCCGCAACUCAAGUGUCCUCUGCCUCCCUCACUGCCUCUCACCCGUCUCACUCAUCGCCCGCUUCUGCUGUCGCGACUCACGCAUUCACGCCACCCAGGCCGAUCAAAGUGAGCUUCUCUCCUCCGGCCGACCUAAGUGCCCCUGCGGACUCGCAAUCUCUGCUGCUCUCUGUGCCCCGUGCCAAACUCUCCCGCGCUGACCUCUUGUCAAGCCCCCACGGUGACGGCAGCAGCCCGAUCAGCAGCACUGGCGAGAGGAACGACAGCUGGCGCGACGUGGCGGGCGGCGGUGGUAACUCCGGGUGGCCUAUGAGCAGAAGCGGCAGCGCCACUGAUGCGGGUGCGGCUCUUGUGCCUACCCCUGUGGCGGGCAGCGGUGAUUGUUACGGGCGGCCUACAAGCGGAACCGGCAGCGCCACUGAUGUGGGUGCAGCUGUUGUGGCUUCCCCGGUAGUGGGUGGCGGCAUUGGCGGUUACGGGUGGUCUAUGAGCAGGAGCAGCGCGACCAAUGCAGAAGCACACGUGGCGGCUGGUGACCAGUUUGAUGACUCAGCGCCACGUCAGCUGCAGGGGCUGCUGGAGGAUAUGGUGCCACGUCAGCUGCUGCAGGGCUCGCAGCGAGUCAGAGAAGCAGGACAGUAUCGGGCACCGUCUGAUGCUGCUGCAGCAGCGUUCCAAACCCCAGCCACAUCAGUAGCACCAGAUAAGGCACCGCAUGCAGCAGCAGCAGCAGCAGUGCCUUUCCAGACCACCGAAAGCAUUGCAGUGGAAGCGGAACGAUCGGCGCAGCGGCAGCUGUGGGCCCCCCUUGAAGCUCAAGCCACCUCUGUUGCACCUGCCGUUGCCGUGGGGCUUGAUGGCUUGGCCGGCAUGGGCGGCAUGGGUGGUGUGGGCGGCGUGGGCAUGAGCGGCAUGGGGGAGGACGAGUUGCUGGUGGAGGCGGCAGCGUGGCUGGCAGAGCAGGGAGGGCUGGAGGCACUUGAUUGGCUGCCGGACCUGACAGGGCGUAACGGUCGAAUUGACGCGACUCGCAGCGCGGAAGGGGGGAGCGGGGACCGCGAUGGGCCGGUGGAUGAAAGGGCUGGUGCUACAGCCACGGACGAUGCUUCCGACAAACGGCCGCGCGUCAGUAACGAGAACGACUAUAACGGGGCUGCUAAUAACGAUUCUGGUUCAACCGGGGACGCGGCGCGGCUGAUAUGGGACGUGAGCGGGCUCGAUCUGGUGCAGGUGGCGCUGGAGGCGAGCCGCGUGACGGACGGCCCGCGAUUCCUGGCGCCGUGCGGCGUGCGACGCGAGCUGCCGCUGCUCGUGUAUCUUCCCGGGCUGGACGGCACGGGCGUGUUCUUGGAGCGCCAUCUGGAGGGCUUAAAGCCGUGCUUCGACGUGCGUUGCCUCUGCAUCCCGGCUGCUGACACUUCCACCUAUGGCCAGCUCGCCCAGCUAGUGGCGGAGCUCAUUCAGCGCGAAAAUGACCUAAGAAGCGCCAGUACCCUCGCCCAAGCCGCCAUGGGUGUGGGAGCCGUGAGAUAUGCCUCGGAUGAUGAGAUGCCGCGAGGGACGAGCACACCCGCACCAGAAGAAGCAGAAGCGGCAGCAGCAGUGACGGUGGUGGCAGAGUCGUUUGGAGCUGGGGUGGCGCUCUCCCUCUCUGCCUCCCAUGCUAGCCUGGUUGCACACCUCGUCAUCUGCAACAGGCACCCCUUGCUUGCACCUGUCCAUGUCAUCCCAUUCCUGUCCAAACCCAUCCCCACCGUUGUCUGCCUCACUUUUUUAACACUGCUCUCCCCCUUCGCCCGCGCGCCUCUCUUCCCAAAUUUCCUCAACUCCACCCACCAUCUCUCAUCCCCAACCCCAUCCCAGGCACCCUUUGCACCUGACAUUCCUGCCCUAGCGCAGCUCUCCUCCUUGGCCCUUGCACCUCUCCUCUCUGAUUGGGACAGCCUGGGGGAGAGAGAGAGGACCCUCAUCACCCCGCCCUUCAGCACGACGGUGCUUCCAGCAGCAACAGUGGCGCGCCGAGUUGCCAUGAUGGCAGCGCUACAGCCGUCAGAUGCCAUGCUACAGUCCAUCACAGCCAGCACUCUGCUCAUUGCCAGGUAUGCUACAGCUACAGUGCUUCCCAGUGCUGUCCAAUGCACUGCUACAGCCGUCCGAUGCCAUGCUGCAGUCCAUGACAGCCAGCACCCUGCUGAUUGCCAGUGGCGAGGACCGGCUGAUACCAUCAGUGGAGGAGGCAUACGGGCGGGCUGGCCACAUGCGUCCCUUGUGCGUCCCAUCGUGAUCGGGGAGGACCGGCUGAUACCAUCAGUGGAGGAGGCAUACGGGCUAGCGACGUGCAUCCCGUCGUGCCGCAUCAAGAUUCUGCCUUUCUCCGGCCACACUGCCCUGCUAGAGGCGGGCGUUUCUCUGCAGGACAUUCUGCAGGAGAGUGGGGUGCUGCUGCCCUCUGCUGCCUUCCCUCUCGACCCUGUCCCUCCCUCUGACGACGAGCACGAGCUUGCUUUUAGCGAGGGUGAUGAGCCUGCUAAUAGCGAGGAUGGGUCGGCAGUGCAUGCUCAAAGGAGCAGCAAUGCAGCUAGCAGAGGCAGCAGCGGCGACAGCAACAGCACCGGCAGUGCUCUGUAUGCUGCGGAACCUGCAGCGGACAGUGCAAGCCGAAUCACGUCUACAGGGUUCCAUGAGUCUACGAUGGGGGAGAUGAGUAUUGGCAGCAUGGGUGGCAGCACAGCAUCAAGUGGGGCAGGCAAAAGUUCAGGUGAAAUUUCAGGUGGAGUGGAGGGUGCAGCAGGGUACAGCAGUGAGGAGGGGGAGUUUAGCAUGGAGGGAAAGGACUGGGAUGAUGCUGACUCCAAAGCUACAGCAUCUGCUGCCUCCCGUUCUGUGCGUGCUAAUAACGGGCAUGCAGAGAGGGGUGCAGAGGGCAGUGGUGGUGGUGGUGCCGGUUCUGCUGCUGCAGCUGCGCGUUCUGGUGCUCCUGAUGCAGCUAAUGGAGCUGCAAUCCCCAGUUCUACUAGUGCCACAAAUGCACUGGAGGGUAUGCUGGAUGACAUGCCUCAGUACCGCCUCUGGAACUGGGUGGCCGGGCCUCUCUAUGUUGGUACGUGUGGGUGUGUGUGUGUGAUAUGGUCAUGGUGUGCUGCAUGCCGUGUGGUGCGUGCCGUGUGGUGUGUGCCGUGUGGUGUGUGCCGUGUGGUGUGUGCCGUGUGGUGUGUGCCGUGUGGUGUGUGCCGUGUGGUGUGUGCCGUGUGCUGCGUGCCGUGUGCUGCGUGCCGUGUGGUGUGUGUGUGCCGUGUGGUGUGUGCCGUGUGGUGUGUGCCGUGUGCUGCGUGCCGUGUGCUGCGUGCCGUGUGGUGUGUGUGUGCCGUGUGGUGUGUGCCGUGUGGUGUGUGCCGUGUGUGUGCUGUACUGCCGCUCAUGAUCCGAGACAUUCACAUGCGCACGGGAGUCACGUUAAGAGGGCUGGGCGCGCCCACCCACUGGCAGGGGCCCUUUGCUGACCAGUUCACCAAAUACGGCGCCGUGCGGGUAUCCCCCCGAGCAUGCUACCAGCUGCUGAGGGAGGGGGAGAACUUGCUGCUGUACCCGGGGGGCGGCAGGGAGGUGGGGAAGCGGAAGAACGAGAAGUACAAGCUGUUCUGGCGCGAUACGACUGACUUUGUGCGCAUCGCAGUGCGCUGUGGUGCCACCAUCGUGCCGUUUUCUACUAUCGGGGUGGAAGACGCAUUUGACCCAGACACCACCGACUUUGUGUGCAUUGCCGUGCGCUGUGGCUCCACCCAUCCUGCGUUUUCCACCAUUGGAGUGGAGGACGCAUUUGACGUGCUCAUGCAUCCUGAGGAAAUUAUGUCCUCUCCCAUUGGCCCCUGGCUGAAGCCAGCACUGCAGGCCACGGGCAUGCAGUCGCCCCCCUUCCCCCUCGCCUCCAAUGCCGGCCUGUUGCCGCGCCCCCAGCGCCUCUACUUCCUCUUCUCUGACCCCAUCCGCACGGACGGGCUUGACCCCACGAUCAUACGAGACAAGGAGGAGUGCAGCAGGAUCUACCAGAUGGUGCGGGGGAGAGUGGAGGGCGGAAUAGAGCAGCUCAAGGAGAUGCGCCGGGCGGACCCCUUGCGAGAAACGCUUCCCAGAAUAGCGGUCAACCUUCUGGAUGGCUGGGAUGGCACUUAA